Neoarius graeffei (lesser salmon catfish) is the source of this 5286-nucleotide messenger RNA. RefSeq lists its product as uncharacterized. The transcript has 2 exons. Gene Ontology annotation, cellular component: nucleus. Gene Ontology annotation, molecular function: DNA binding. Lineage: Eukaryota; Metazoa; Chordata; Actinopteri; Siluriformes; Ariidae. The record is from RefSeq and is a predicted model, not a curated record. Bases 510 to 1787 code for a protein of 425 amino acids.
CAGUUAACCUAACCUGCAUGUCUUUGGACUGUGGGGGAAACCGGAGCACCCGGAGGAAACCCACACGGACACGGGGAGAACAUGCAAACUCCACACAGAAAGGCCCUCGCCGGCCACGGGGCUCGAACCCAGGACCUUCUUGCUGUGAGGCGACAGCGCUAACCACUACACCACCGUGCCGCCCUGCCCUAAAAAUGACAAGUAUUAAAUCUGUGUAGUAGGCUCGCAGAGACGAGAGUCUUUACAUCAGGCAUAACACACAAUGGCAUGUUAAUAUGGUAAACUAUAUCAUGACCUGCUCUGGCUGGAUGCUUGAUUGGGUGAUGGGAGCACACUCCUCAGCAAUGAUGAGAUGCAGAUGGGACCCUUAGGGCUGGCCAAGACAAUUCAGUUACAUUUCACCGGGUCUGGGACAUGCGACAGAAUGUCUGACGGCCGAUUCAGGAUGGAUGACUUCUAGACAGUGUCGAAGACUUGCCUAUGAAACAGCUGAUACCAGCAAUCUAUGAAUGCCUAGAUCAUGGCAUGGGAAUAAAAUGGCAGGUCGUGAUUGGUUCACCUCCUUCUUACAGAGGCAUCCUCAACUAUCCAUCAGGAAUCCAGAAGCCACACCAUUAGCCAGGGACACUGCAUUCAACCACCACACUGUGGGUGAAUUUUUCAAUGCGCUAGAAAGUGCUUUACGCAAAAGUGGUGCUCCAGACAGGCUCAUUGUAAAUCUUGAUGAAACAGACUUCACCACUGUCCAGGUGUGUCCUGAAGUGGUUGCUGGAAAAGGAAUGAGACAGAUGACAUCAAGUGAGAAGGGAGAGUUGGUAACAAUGUGUGCAUGUAUAACUGCUGCAGGUACAGCCCUUCCACCUGUAUUUAAUUUUCCUAGAAAGCACUUCAAAGCUGUCAUGCUUCUUGGAGCUCCAGAGAGCUCUCUCGGACUGGCACAUGGCUCAGGAUGGAUGACAAGUGAAAAUUUUCUGAAAGUCUUACAGCAUGUUGUUCUGCACACAGAUGCAUCACUGGAAAACCCUCUUGUGCUAACUAUGGAUAACCAUGACAGUCAUUUAUCUUAUGCAGCAAUGCAGUACGUCAAAACAAACGGCAUACACAUAGUCACCCUUCCACCUCAUACAAGUCAAAAGACUCAACCUCUUGAUCGCACAGUAUUUGGACCCAUGAAGGCUUACUACAACCAAGCUGCAAAUUCAUGGAUGCUGAGGAAUCCAGGAAGGACACUUUCUAUUUAUGAUGUAGCAUCACUCAUCAAUGAGGCCUUUAUCAAAGCUAUGACUCCGUCUAAUAUCAUGGCAGGCUUUAAAGCCUCUGGAAUUUGGCCUUUUGACUGCAGCGUUUUCAACGAUGAUGCAUUUCUUCCUUCUGAAGUCACAAAUCAGUCCCUUCCUGUCCAGGAUCAUGAAAAUACAGCUAGUGCUAAUGUUGUUGAACAAUCUGUUACACUUCUGAUUACAUCUGAUGGCCAAUCACAUGAACUGCCAUUGAAUGUAACAAGUGAUGGUGAUCCAAGUCAUUCAGAGUCUGGACCAGCAUCAGAAGCCAGAGCAUGUCAAACAUUGGUGUCUCCUGAGCACAUUCAUGGAUACCGCAAGGCCACAAAACGACUUGAAAGUACACGAGGCAGAAAAAGAACAGCAUCUUAUGCAACGAGUUCACCAAAGAUGAAAAAAAAUGGAGCUCAAAGAAAAACAGCUGCAGGAGAAAAGACAAAAAUCUGCAAAAAAGGCCCAAAAGAAUCUCUUCCAGAAAGCGAUCUCACAGGAUGGAUCGUCCAGUGAGGAAGAUGAAAUGGAACUGGAUGACGGUGAUGAGUCAAAGAGCUCUGAAACGGAUGCUCAGAUGAUUGUACUCGAUAGUGUACAGUAGAUGACUAUGGGGCACUUGCAUGUGACGUCACAGCCGAUCCAGAUUGUGACAGACGCCAUCUUGUCGGUCAAACGCCAUAUUUCCGCCUUCUACUUCUACUUCUGGUUCUACUUCUACCUUUUCUUCUGGAAAACCCUACUAUAUACAAUUCUACUACAACGGCUGCGGCUACAAGCUCUCCCUACCUGUGCACGUUUUUUAUGUUUUUUGUGUGUAUUUUUGCGUGUUGUUCGUCUGUACCGGACUUCAAUAUCCACUACAACCGUAUGGACUUACUGGACAUUGGUUUCCAGCAGAAAAUGACGGUUUGUAGCGAUUUCCAUCGCAUGCACAACAUUCCGGACGAGAAAAAAAAAAUUCCGGACGAGAUAGCGAGACCGGCAGGGUCUCCAUGGAUUGUUAUUGGAAGCAAAGUUAAGGAGGCGGCGCCGGGAGAGGAAGCAAAAGCGAGGCUGCAGAGCCGGCCUGUUGACUAAGCUCAGAAAACAGCCACUCAAAUCUCCACUGCUAAGCCUCUACCUCUCCAACGCCAGGUAAACAAGAUGGACGAUUUGGAAUUACAGCUGGAAUUACCUUAUUCUAUUCUAUAAUCGGCUGGUCAGGGCUAUACUCAAUACUUAAGUGACUUACCCAUCCAGUGAGGAUCAUUUUCUUGUUUACAAGAUGCCACAUCUGAGUCGCUGACAAAUCCUGAAUUUCUGUAAAGAUAACUGUCCAGAGAUUUAUAAGCACGCAGUGCUUCACCACUGAACAGCGAGGGAAAGUUAAUGAGGUAAUUAUACACGUCCGGGUAUUCCACCUCUGGCAGUUCCAUAUCCACUGACACGGUCGUGAAAACUCCGUCCGGAAAGCCAUAAGGGUCACUAAUCUGUAGAUCGUUUAUUUUAGACAUAUAUCUAGUUAUCUGUUCAUUAGAAAAAUGAGCCGUGUAGUCCGUCGGUUGAAAUUGAUCCAUUCUGUACACGAGUGCAGCAAUAUUCAGCUGUGCUGUUGACCGACAAGAUGGCGGCUGUGUACUUUCCGGUCACGUGACUGCAAGAUCUAUAUAGAGGGCUACCGCAUGACGUCACCGCGCCGCGAGAUUUUGUUAGGCGCCAUAUUGGAAGACCAAGUACAUGCACUCACAAUAUAAAACAAAGUAUGAGCGAGAGUAAAGUGACACGAUGGAUGAUAAUUCUGGUUAUGUGAGUACAUUACCAGCUGCAGAAAGGGCACGGUAUGUGGAGAAACUGGCUGUGAUUGAUGGGUUUGACCCAUAUGAUAAGACUCGCGGCAAGGGAGAAUGGAAACAUAAGGAGGACCGGACACCAAUUCUGCCAUCUGUUUGCUACCCAGACAUUGUAAACUAUUUGUUGUUUACACCCAGUGGCUACACUGCUGAUGACUUGAAAGCCUACAAAGGGCUACAGGCUUACAAUUAUGUUGUUAGUGGCUUGGUUCGUGAUAUUACAGCUGUUGUUAAGAAUAACCUACACAUAGUUAUGGCCAAGGUAAUCUUGUUGAUAUUUAUCUUUUAAUAAUAUAUCUUUUCAGAUGAAAAUUAAUACUUUUUGUUACUAUUAAGGUAUCCAUAAUUUAGGUUAAUUUAUCCAAAUUAUACAUAUGUAUUUAUGAUAUAUGCCUACACAACAACUAUGCUUUAUUUAUAUAAUAGGAGGGAGAGCAAGCCCCAAACCAUCCUAAAUUAUUAUUAUUAUUAUUAUUAUUAAAUUGUAGAAGUCUGGGAGGCUUGCUCCUCAUACAGUUAUCAACUUGGGGCCACUUUAGCAUGUUUUAAAUCUGAAUUUCUUGCGUUUGCUUACCUCAAAGUGUCCGCAGAUCAUGCACAGACUUAUCCAUUAUAUCCACAGUUUUUUGCCAAGUCUCACACAGGUUUCUUUCAAGUCUACUGUUGGGCCAAUAAAUCAUAAAUGAAACAGCUCAGAUUUGUUUGUUUAAGUCGUUUGCCACCCCACUUUAUUCUCGUGGGUUCACAUACCGCUGCCGUUAUUUCCCCCUAAUCACGAGUUUGUUGGUCUUCCAAAAUGGCGCAGGGUCUGUUUACUUCCGGUUUCGGGUGACGUCAGUGAAAUCCCUCUAUACUAAAGUCCAAGAAGGUGUUUUUGUCCUUGUUGAAUUCACUACCAAGAAAACUAAAUUCUAUUAUGUUGGGAGAAUUCUCAAAAUGGACACUGAUAGUUGUGAAGUAGACUUUUUCAGGAAACAGUCAGAUAAGUUUGUGAAGCCAAUAGUAAGAGAUAUAGCAACUGUUGACCUUGAACAGCUGAAGACAAUACUGCCAAAGCCUUCAGAAACGGGCACAACAAAUCGUACUAAAGGUACCUAUACUUUUAAUGUCAGCUUUGAGGGUUUAAAUGUGCGUUAAAGCUGUCAGGAAUGCAUUGAUGCCUUGAAAACUGAAUUUAUCCUUUGCAUAUUGAAGGUUUAUUUUGUAGAACUUUUUAGCCUGGUAUAAAAUAUUGCACUACUUGGUCACUGGAAGUUCAAGUUCAACUUUCCAAGGCAUUAUAUUGUAAACAAACACUACGUUCAGACUGCAACCUGAAACGACCCAUAUCCGAUUUGUUGUGAAAUCCGAUUUUUUUGUUAGGCCGUUCACAUUACCAAUUAUAUGAGACUUGUAUGCGAUCUCCAAUAUGAACGGAAAACGACCCAAAAGUGUCCCGCAUGCGCAAAUUGACACGUAAUAAGCACAUCUACGUAAUACGUAAGGUCGUAAUGUGGACAUGUCACACGACGCCGGCCGCUUCUUUUGUUGGCAUCCUUAGCUUCUUUAUAUUUAGCACGAAGGCUCUUCACCUUUCGCUGGCACUGAAGCCAGGACCUCGUGUACCCGUGCUCGGCCAGUGCUUUCGCUAUUGUUUCAAAAACAGCGCGAUUUCGGUAUGACCCCUCCAAUUUCGCCUGCAUAGCUUUAUCCCCCCAAAUGUUAAGUAAUUCAAGCACCUCACAGUCCCUCCAUUGGGUGCCCUUGGAGGUUUCUGCAGCAUCUCCAUGGCCGCCUGCCGAGUUGUUGUCCGCCAUUGUUGUUGUUUUCCACCAAAGAGGCGAGAUUAGCCAACGCAGAAUAGUGACGUUUGUCUCUUGUUGAUGACGUGUAGGUCGCAUGAAUGCGACCUGUCCAGUCAGACUGCAGUCGCAUGUGAAAAUAACGGAUAUGCAUCGGAAUUAGGACCACAUAUCCAAGCGGCCUGGGUCGCAUGUGAAAAAAAUCGGAUCUGUGUCGUUCAGAUUGUCAAUAACAAAUCGGAUACGGGUCGCAUAUGGGCAAAAAAAAUCGGAUAUGGGUCGUUUCAGGGUGCAGUCUGAACGUAGUCAAAGAGCUGUCAAACUAUGCAUGCACUUUCAUUUGUUCAUUCUUUUUGUGUGUAGUGUUGAUCUGUUUAUGUACCUUAAACGUCAUCUGUAUUA